Peniophora sp. CBMAI 1063 is the source of this 885-nucleotide messenger RNA. The record is from the annotation of a GenBank genome assembly. NCBI's taxonomy places the organism in Eukaryota, Fungi, Basidiomycota, Agaricomycetes, Russulales, Peniophoraceae.
AUGUCGGACGCGGCCGCCCUCCUUCCAUUACUCCGCCAAGUCACGGCUCUACAGGACAUGACGCUCAUAUUCGCGGGCAUGUGCUGGCACGAGUUCAUUUCGAACAUAGAGUACGACUGGAAGCUGUUGAGGCGACAGGAGAUACGGCGCCCGAUGGUGGCGCAUAUCGCACAAUGGACUUACAUGUUGUGUCGAGUGAUCAUGGUGGUCUACGGCUGCUGCAUAUUCACCGCUGCCUUCCCUAUUCCAGGUGGACCAGAUUGCCACGUGUUGCUAAAGAUUCUCAUCACGACGAAUGUCCUCGGUAUCAUGUGUUCUUCAACCUUGCUUUCUAUACGAGUCGGGGCGAUCUGGAAGUGGAGCAAGCGGAUCGUUGCACUUCUGGUGAUGCUUUGGUGCAUAAUCCUAGCAUUUGCCAUAUAUUUUGUCGUCAAGGUCCAGUCCACGUAUGAAGCGGUACUGCGCAACUGCUCGUUAGAUGGGGUACAUAACGACUUGUACCCGUCCAUCGCGAUGCUCAUCUGCGACUGCACACUACUCACGCUUCUACUGGUGGGGCUGCAGAUCAACUGGCGCAAUGCUCGUCAGUUCGAGAUGUGGAACGCGCUCUGGCAACAAGGUCUGGCGUACCUUUUCCUUGCUACACUUAUCGAAGUGCCUGUCGUGACCCUGCUGUCCUUGGAUAUCAAUCCUAUCAUGAACUCGAUGUUCGUCUCUCCCGAAGCUAUCAUCUUGCCUAUAGGAGCAACGCGAAUGUUUCGCUCCCUAAACGCCGCCGUGCAUGGCAGCCGUUCUAAACGCAUAGACACUUUCACCACCGGAGCGACACAGGAUAUGACUCUCGUCCCGAGGGAAGUCGAGUUGCAAGCAUUGCGGAGGAGAUGA